UUCUGUCGCAGCAGCAGCCACCGCCUCCGCCCGCUGGAGCCGCGCUCUCUCCGCCGCUGACCGUCCUUCCCUCCUACGGUCCCCGAGAAAGUCGCGCUCGCUUGCUCAGCGGGGUGGGCAGGGAAUGCCCGAGCGGCUCUGGGCGGCUGCUACCGCCGGGGUCCUUGGCCGGCAGCUUGACCAUGAACCCUCAGUGCGCCCGCUGUGGCAAAGUCGUCUAUCCGACCGAGAAAGUCAACUGCCUGGAUAAGUACUGGCACAAAGGAUGUUUCCAUUGCGAAGUCUGCAAAAUGGCUCUGAACAUGAACAACUACAAAGGGUAUGAGAAGAAACCGUAUUGCAAUGCGCAUUACCCAAAGCAGUCCUUUACUACCGUGGCGGACACGCCUGAAAACCUUCGACUGAAACAACAAAGUGAAUUGCAAAGUCAGGUCAAAUACAAACGAGACUUUGAAGAAAGCAAGGGAAGAGGCUUCAGCAUUGUAACUGACACACCAGAACUGCAAAGACUGAAAAGGACGCAGGAGCAAAUCAGUAAUAUCAAAUACCAUGAAGAUUUUGAGAAGACAAAAGGCAGAGGUUUCACACCAGUAGUUGAUGAUCCUGUGACUGAACGGGUGAGAAGAAAUACCCAGGUGGUUAGUGAUGCUGCAUAUAAAGGGGUUCACCCACAUAUAGUUGAAAUGGACAGAAGACCUGGAAUCAUUGUGGCACCUGUGCUUCCUGGGGCAUAUCAACAAACUCAGCCUCAAGGAUAUGGUUACAUGCACCAGACUAGCAUGUCAUCUAUGAGGUCAAUGCAUUCACAGCCACAUUCAGCUACCUUGAGAACAUACAGGGCUAUGUAUGACUACAGUGCCCAAGAUGAAGAUGAAGUUUCCUUCAGGGAUGGUGACUACAUCAUCAACGUACAACCAAUUGAUGACGGUUGGAUGUAUGGUACUGUUCAGAGAACUGGAAAAACUGGAAUGCUUCCGGCAAAUUACAUUGAGUUUGUUAAUUAAUACCAUUAGUCCUCCUGAGCUUUUAUUCUGAUUUGCUUACUCUUUACAAAAGUACUUUUAAAACUACACCUUCAUUACUUCCCUGUUAAUGUAACCAUCUAUGCUCAUAUGCUGAAGUCAACAGGUCCUCUAAGAAAUCGAAGAAGCACUGAGCUCCCAAAGUAUGCUGCUUAAAUUUAUCUAUAAAAACAGACUGUCAGUGGAAACCUGGUGCUUUUAAUCACGUCGAGGUUUCUAUCAAUUAGCUCCCCGAUAUAGUUCUGCCUUUACUGUAGGCCGUAGUUAGCUUUUAAGUUAUAAUCAUAAGCAGCUGUUAUAUUUUUCAUUUGCGUGACUUUGAAAUUGUAAGAGACCAUAGUUUUGCUGUUAAGGUUCAAGCCAUUAAAAGCCCAAGUGAAUUGAACAUUCAUAUAUUUUUGUCGUGAUGAAUGCUGUGCUCAACAGUUGCUUACUACUGCCAGGCAGCCUUAAAACAAUUUGUAUCUUACUUUUAAUGGUGAAGGUUUCCCAACACAUAGUCGUCUAGUCUACUGUAUACUUCUCUGAAACUUUCAUUUGCUCUCAUUUGUUCUCCCAACACUUGUCA
Molecule: messenger RNA, 1590 nt
Organism: Gekko japonicus
Lineage: Eukaryota; Metazoa; Chordata; Lepidosauria; Squamata; Gekkonidae
Gene: NEBL
Product: nebulette
Exons: 7
Coding region: 183-1004 (273 amino acids)
Cellular component (GO): focal adhesion
Molecular function (GO): actin filament binding
Source: RefSeq, a predicted model, not a curated record